Molecule: messenger RNA, 2785 nt
Organism: Engraulis encrasicolus (European anchovy)
Lineage: Eukaryota; Metazoa; Chordata; Actinopteri; Clupeiformes; Engraulidae
Gene: trub1
Product: TruB pseudouridine (psi) synthase family member 1
Exons: 8
Coding region: 1-1131 (376 amino acids)
Biological process (GO): tRNA modification; mRNA pseudouridine synthesis
Cellular component (GO): mitochondrion
Molecular function (GO): RNA binding; pseudouridine synthase activity
Source: RefSeq, a predicted model, not a curated record
AUGGCGGCGAAAGGGGUCCAAAAUGUUGGGUUAUCGAAAUUACAGUCUUUGAAUGGAAUUUUUGCAAUUUAUAAGAAAUGCGGGCCGACCUCAGCAGACGUGUUAAACAAUUUCAAAGAGGCACUGCUAAAAGAGGCAGGGAUAGCAAAUCCCAAUCCGCGUAAGAGGAAAAAACAAGCCUUGAAAAUCGGCCAUGGAGGCACUCUGGACAGUGCGGCCUCUGGUGUACUUGUUGUUGGGAUUGGAGAUGGGACCAAGAUGCUCACCACCAUGCUUGCAGGUUCAAAGAAAUACACUGCUAUUGGAGAGCUGGGGAAGGCUACGGACACGCACGAUGCCACAGGCGCUGUUGUACAAGAGAAAAGCUAUGAUCAUGUGACCAGAGAGAGCCUUGAGGAGCACCUGCAGAAGUUCACGGGAGACAUCAUGCAGGUCCCUCCCCUGUACUCUGCCCUGAAGAAAGAUGGCCAGCGCCUGUCGGUGCUCCUGAAGAAGGGCCAGGAGGUGGAGGCCAAACCAGCACGCCCCGUCACCGUCUACAACCUCACCGUCACCGACUUCAGCCCCCCACUCUUCACACUCGAUAUAGAAUGCGGAGGCGGCUUUUACGUCCGGAGCUUGGUGGAUGACCUUGGCAAAGCGCUGUCGUCCUGUGCCCAUGUGCGAGAGCUGGUGCGCACCAAGCAGGGCCAGUUCACGCUGGACGAGCACACGCUGAGGGAGGAGCGCUGGACCGUGGAGGACAUCACCGCCGCCCUGCAGCCCUGUCCCCCACCACCCCCGUCUGCCAAGCACCAGAGCGGACCACACAACAAGCAGAUGCCAACACCUGGUGGUCCAGACACCCUGGCUAAGCCCAAGACGGACAGCACGGAUGGGCCCAAGCAAGCAGACAGCAACAAGGCAGACCACGAAGCAGACAAGCCCAGUCCGGACGGCAUCGUCGCCCCAAAUAGCGGGACAGAGAACCGGAACAGCACUAAUAAUAACAACAGUAGCACUUUGAGUGAGAACAAUAUCAGCAGCAGCAGCAAUGACAAUAGCAUCAUCAAUAAAGCUGCUGCACAGCCCAGCACGCCAGAGAAGGCAGAGGGAAAGGAUCAAGCUGAACAGGCCAAUGGCAAAGACUGACCACUAGAGGGAGUCUGUUAGCCUUUAAUAUGUUUCUCUCUCUGGUGCACUGUAGCGGGAUGGUGACAAGGAAGAGCAUUGCCACACGAUGGGGAGGGCUUUUGUUGCUGCUACUGCUGAUGCAGCUGGGGGUGCUUCAGCUGGGGUUGGCCUGAUAUGACUGCAUUGUCACUGCCUCCACCUGCCAAUGACCUUUCCAGUUUCUUUAAAGUUUAAAGGAACAAUUCAACAUUUUUGGAAACGGGCUGAUUUUAUACUUGCCCUCAAUAGAAAUUAUUUAAGUUUUACCCGUCUUCUGUUCUCUGAGUGUAGUGAUAUUUCUUCUUAGCAUGUGUGUCAUUCAAUUGAAUGGGACCAGUGUGGUACCAUUCAGUUUUUGAUACCAUCCGCCUCAACGAUGCAUGCUAAGGAGUAGGGUUGCACAAUUAAUCGAAAAUAAUUGAAAAUCGUGAAAUCGAAGUCGUGAUUUCAAUUGUGAUUUAAUCGUGGCAAUAGUGACCUACCUUUUGAGAGCGUCCUUCAAGUCAGAACAUACUGACAUCUGUCCACCUAAGUUUCAUGCUAUUGCCUUUACAUAAUUAUUACAAUUCAUUUUAUUUUGCUCAUCCCGUAUAAAAUUCAUUCUUGAUUAUAUUUCAUCUUGUUAUAUAUAUAUUUUUUAAAUCUGCAAAAAAGCAAUAAUCGUGAUUACAAUUUUGACCAAAAUAAUCGUGAUUAUGAUUUUUUUUUCCAUAAUCGUGCAGCCCUACGAAGAAGUAAUAUCAACCGACUCCGAGAACGGCUAGGAACAGGAGUAAGGUGAAACUCAAUUAUUUAACUCACGGAGAAGUGUGAAAAGAGCAAAUUUCCAAGAAACGGUGGACUGCUCCUUUAAAGAACCCCCACGCCAAGGAAGCAUGUGGUUCCUCUGCCGAUGCUGACCUGACAUGACCGCAUUGUCACAUUCUCCACCUGCGUAUGGCCUUUUCAGUUCCUUUCAAGAGCCCCUACGCCACGCCACACCAAUGCAGCAUUCCUCACUCUGAAUGAGUGAUGAGGAGGCUGCUAUGGGGAUGUUACUGGAGGAUUUGUGUUUGUAUUUGGUGGAUUGUUCUGAGUUAAAUCUGAUUUUAUUUUAUUUUAUGGUGGAGAAAUGUUUUUUUGUUGUUGUUGAAUGUAAGCUGAAAGAUGAAAGAUAAGCAGAGCUUAAGGAAAGUGGGGUUUAAAAAAUACAGCCACAAUUUUGUUUUGUUUUAUGUGCUUUUUAUUUUCAACCUUCAUAGCGUGAAGAAGCGUGUUUUAGUUCAAUGUUAUGGACAAUGAUUUAUAAAGGGGGGCUUUAAAAAAAGCUGCUGAAUGUUUAAUAUUCCAAACAACAAAUUGACAAGUGAGGUUUAAAAAAAAACAUGUAUAUAUAUGUAUGUUUUCUGCAGCACUUAUUUGUUAACAGCGAGAAGAACAAUGUUCUAGUUCAUUAUUGGUGGCAAUGACUUGAAAACAGGACAUGACUUGACAUUUUUUAGUUCAAUAUUACAGGCAGCGGAUUGACAAGUUGACAUGAAAAAGGCUGUGUGAUUCUUUGCUUUGUGUGUUUAUACCUUUUCUGUGGAAAUGGAUGCCUUUUCACAGGGUUUUUUUUGUGUGCUUCUGUUUGUAUUUAAAUCCCCUUUGGACA